This is a messenger RNA of Suricata suricatta (meerkat), 3185 nucleotides long. RefSeq names its product hyperpolarization activated cyclic nucleotide gated potassium channel 3 (gene HCN3). Gene Ontology annotation, molecular function: voltage-gated potassium channel activity. Lineage: Eukaryota; Metazoa; Chordata; Mammalia; Carnivora; Herpestidae. Gene Ontology annotation, cellular component: membrane. Gene Ontology annotation, biological process: potassium ion transport; transmembrane transport. The transcript has 8 exons. The record is from RefSeq and is a predicted model, not a curated record. Bases 104 to 2341 code for a protein of 745 amino acids.
UGCGAGCCCGCCGGGCUGCGCCGGCUCCUGCUCCGGGAGGGGUCGGCGUCCCAGAUGGCCGCGGCAGGGUCUAGGAUGCCAAGCGUGUAAGCUAACGGGCGUCAUGGAGGCAGAGCAGCGGCCGACGACGGGAGCCGGCGAACCGGCGACCCCUGGGCUGGAGGCGGCACCUCCGGCUGCCCCGGCGCCUGCGACCGCGGCCUCAGGACCGUUGCCGGGGUCCGGGUCCGGGCCCGAGCCCAAGAGGAGGCAGCUCGGGACUCUGCUCCAGCCCACGGUCAACAAGUUCUCCCUUCGCGUGUUCGGCAGCCACAAAGCAGUGGAAAUCGAGCAGGAGCGAGUCAAGUCAGCGGGGGCCUGGAUCAUCCAUCCCUACAGCGACUUCCGGUUUUACUGGGACCUGAUCAUGCUCCUGCUGAUGGUGGGGAACCUCAUUGUGCUGCCUGUGGGCAUCACCUUCUUCAAGGAAGAGAACUCCCCGCCUUGGAUCGUCUUCAAUGUCCUCUCUGACACUUUCUUCCUGUUGGAUCUGGUGCUCAACUUCCGCACAGGCAUCGUGGUAGAGGAGGGUGCUGAAAUCCUGCUGGCCCCUCGAGCCAUCUGGUCACGCUACCUGCGCACCUGGUUCCUGGUGGACCUGAUCUCCUCCAUCCCAGUGGAUUACAUCUUCCUGGUGGUGGAGCUGGAGCCACGGCUGGACGCCGAGGUCUACAAAACAGCUCGGGCGCUGCGCAUCGUGCGCUUCACCAAGAUCCUCAGCCUGCUGCGGCUGCUCCGCCUCUCCCGCCUCAUCCGCUACAUCCACCAGUGGGAGGAGAUCUUUCACAUGACCUAUGACCUGGCCAGUGCUGUGGUGCGCAUCUUCAACCUCAUCGGGAUGAUGCUGCUGCUGUGUCACUGGGACGGCUGCCUGCAGUUCCUGGUCCCCAUGCUGCAGGACUUCCCCCCCGACUGCUGGGUCUCCAUCAACCACAUGGCGAACCGCUCGUGGGGACGCCAGUAUUCCCACGCCCUGUUCAAGGCCAUGAGCCACAUGCUGUGCAUUGGCUACGGGCAGCAGGCCCCCGUCGGCAUGCCCGACGUGUGGCUCACCAUGCUCAGCAUGAUCGUGGGCGCCACGUGCUAUGCCAUGUUCAUCGGCCACGCCACCGCCCUCAUCCAGUCCCUGGACUCUUCCCGGCGUCAGUACCAGGAGAAGGGCAUCCUGGGCGAGCUGAGCGAGCCGCUGCGGGAGGAGAUCAUCAACUUCACCUGCCGGGGCCUGGUGGCGCACAUGCCGCUGUUCGCCCACGCCGACCCCAGCUUCGUCACUGCCGUGCUCACCAAGCUGCACUUCGAGGUCUUCCAGCCUGGGGACCUCGUGGUGCGCGAGGGCUCCGUGGGCCGGAAGAUGUACUUCGUCCAGCAUGGGCUGCUCAGCGUGCUGGCGCGUGGCGCCCACGACACCCGCCUCACCGACGGGUCCUACUUCGGGGAAAUCUGCCUGCUGACGCGGGGCCGGCGCACGGCCAGCGUGCGAGCCGACACCUACUGCCGCCUCUACUCGCUCAGCGUGGACCACUUCAACGCCGUGCUGGAGGAGUUCCCCAUGAUGCGCCGCGCCUUUGAGACCGUGGCUGUGGACCGGCUGCGCCGCAUCGGCAAGAAGAACUCCGUCCUGCAGCGGAAACGCUCGGAGCCCAGUCCAGGCAGCAGUGGGGGCCCCAUGGAGCAGCACUUGGUGCAGCACGACAGGGACAUGGCCCGGGGCGUUCGGGACCUAGCCCCAGGCACAGGAGCUCGGCUCAGCGGGAAGCCAGUGCUGUGGGAGCCACUGGUGCACGCGCCUCUGCAGGCAGCCGCGGUGACCUCCAGCGUGGCCAUUGCCCUGACGCACCAGCGGGGCCCCCUGCCCCUCUCCCCUGACUCUCCAGCCGCUCUCCUGGCUCGCUCUGCAAGACGUUCAGCAGGCUCCCCGGCCUCCCCGCUCCUGCCUGUCCGAGCCGGCCCUCUGCUGGCCCGGGGUCCAUGGGCAUCCACCUCCCGCCUGCCUGCCCCACCUGCGCGAAGCCUCCACGCCAGCCUGUCCCGGGCCGGGCGCUCCCAGGUGUCCUUGCUGGGGCCCCCCCCAGGAGGAGGUGCACGGCGACUAGGACUUCGGGGCCGCCCCCUCUCAGCCUCCCAGCCCUCUCUGCCUCAGCGGGCAGCUGGGGACGGCUCUCCUGGGCGUAAGGGCUCCGGAAGUGAACGCCUGUCCUCCUCAGGGCUCCUGGCCAAGCCGCCAGGGACAGCUCAGUCGCCCAGGCCGUCAGUGCCUGAGCCAGCUGCCCCCCGGGGCCCCCAGCUCUCUGCCAACAUGUGAAACCCUUGGGUAAGCUCUUGGGUGCGGCAGUGUGCCCCCAAGGGCAGGUGCCUCUUGGGGAAGGCCAAGAGGACCCAAGACGCGGCCCUGUGGGAAUACGCCCCAGGACGUGGUCUCUGUCCUCAGCUCGGGCACCCUGCAGCCUGCCUGACACCCUCUGAUCCGCUCACCCGUCCAUCAAGUGUACUGAGCGCCUUCCACGUCUGAGACACUGUGCCAGGCGCUAUACGUCUUCACUGCCAAGUAGAAGUGACUCCAAAGCCUCCGGGGAGGGUGCCCCCCCUGGGUGGUCCUGCCAGGCGCAGGCUCGGCCCCAGGCCCCACCUCACCAAGCACAAGUCGUUGUCCCCGCCAUCACUGCCAAACAACUAGAUGUCUGGUUCCCUGCCCUUGACCCAGCAGGAGCCGUCUGCUGUGGGUGACCUCAUUCUCCUUGGCACGGCCGGGCACCGCCCUGCCAGUCAUCUGUGCCUCCGCAGCUGUCCACAGAUGUCUUGGCACCCCUAGCAUGGGGAUCCACCACCACUGCCCAGUGCGGCCCCGCCCCCUUCACCCCCCCCCCCACCGUGGGAACACCUGUCUCCUGUCAGGUCUCUGCACCUUCCGUCCCUGUGGGUCAAUUGUCUUUGUAAACUGGGAGCAGCCUCCACCCUAUGUCCCCAGCCCAGCGGUGGCCCCCUUGAGGCGAAGGGACAGUUGGUUGGCCCGUCCCUAUUGAAUGUGCCAGCCCAAACCCCCAGGUAGGGGGCAAGCGGCUGAAUCCUCAGACGGCUUUUUUUUUCUUUCCCUCCUCCCUUCCUCUCUUGUUUGUUUUUAUUAUUCAAUCAUGUAAUAAUUGUAUUUA